AUGAAGUGGAUGUCGAAGCUGUACGCGAAGUCGAGCCGGCAGGUGGAAAUAAUCGAGGAAACCAUGCCGGACAUUGGAGAGACGAAGGAGUUCAAAGCGACGGUGACGCGCGAGAGCUUCCAGAAGGAGCUGGCUCGGUCGAAGGCUUUGGACGCGUUCUACGAAUUGAUUCGGAAGCUGAUCGACGUGCUGGAAGCGUAUCAUCUCAAAGCGGACUCGCUGGUGACCACGUCUCCCAUCGUCGAGCUCGACGAGCUCCGUCUCUUCAUCCCCGCCUCCCUGCGCAGCCUCGCGAGCGACACGCGCGUGAAGGCGCAGCUGGAGCCUGGCUUCGUCGCGGCGGGCGCGCUGCUGCUGCAGGAUCUCAUUCAGAAGCAGAGCAUCGCGGUGGACCCCGCGUUCUACGGAUCGAUCUUCUGGCCCUCGGCGGAGCUGCGCGCCGCCAACGACGCGGCGUGGAAGAUCUCGGGCGUCAUGAAGCUGAGCCACACCAAGACGGACGUCCCCGCGGUUACCGAGCUGCCCGCCGAGGCGCUGCAGGCGCUGCGCGGGCAGACGGACGCGUUCGUGGCCGCGCAGGUCGACGUGGAGGCGCGGCGCGACGAGGUGCAGAAGCAGCGCGCGGAGCUCUGGGGACACUACGAGCGCGUCGCGAAGAAUCUGGGCACGCUCCAGGACUACGCAGAAAAACAACUCAAACUCGCACACAACGCCAGAGCUGCGGAGGCGAGUGCUGCUCCUACGGAAGGAACUGCUGAAGGAACUGCGGAGGCUGCUCCUGCUUCUACAGAGGCUCCUGCUGCUGCUACUGAGGCUCCUGCUGCUGCUACUGAGGCUUCUGCGGAAGGAACGGGGGCUGCAGAGGGUGCGAGUGCGACGGAGCCGCGACUGGCCGAUGUGAGGAGGAAGCUGAAGGAGAUUCGGAAGAAUAUUGAGGACGACACGCUUAUGUUCGGGUCGCCGGAGAACAUGAAGAAUUUGUUGGUGGAACUGGAGAACUGCAACCAGGAAUUGCUGAGAUUCGGAUCGUCGGUGCCUACUGUGGCGCUAGAUGCAACGCCGGUCAUACCACCUAUAAUCCCUAUGGAAGUGGAGAAACCGCCACAGAAGAAGCGCCGUGGUUGCUGCAAGGGAAAAUCAGAUGUGGCUCCAAGAGGACCCGAUAAUUAGAGAUUGUGU
Blastocystis hominis is the source of this 1179-nucleotide messenger RNA. RefSeq lists its product as hypothetical. The record is from RefSeq and is a predicted model, not a curated record. NCBI's taxonomy places the organism in Eukaryota, Bigyra, Opalinata, Blastocystidae. The transcript has 2 exons. Bases 1 to 1170 code for a protein of 389 amino acids.